AUGUUUGGUGUCACUCUAGACAAUGUCAGCGCCAACACAGUAGCUAUGGAUCAUCUGAAGCAAGUUGUUACUAGCUGGACAAGAUCACCAAUCAGAGCUAAAUAUUUACAUGUGAGGUGUUCAGCCCAUGUUCUUGCUCUUGUCAUAAAAGAUGCAGUACGACUCUUUAAUGAAUCUGUUAAAAGGAUAAGGUCAGUUGUAAAAUAUGUUCUUGGUUCUCCUUCUAGGUAUGAAAAGUUUAAACAAUGUGCUUCCCUAGCAAAGGUAGAUUAUAAGAAAGCACUGAAUUUAGAUGUAUACACUCGAUGGAAUAGCACUUACUUGAUGUUAGAAGCUGCUCAAAGAUAUGAAAAAGUUUUUGCAAUGUUAGCACAGAUUGAUAAGGACUUUCAAGAGAGGUUUAUUUUUGAGCAAGACAAGGAAUCUGUUUUACCAAGUGAUGCUGAUAUUGAGGAAGCUAUAGCUAGUGAUGAUAUCUUGGAAGAAGUGGUUGAGGAUAUGGAAGAAGAUGAAGAGGUUGAGGAUAUGGAAGAAGAGGUAAAUAAGAAGAAGAAAAAGAAAGUAAAGACUCAUGCUCCUUAUGCAGAAGAUUGGGCUUAUGCUAGAGGUCUUGUGAAGUGUUUAAAGGUAUUCUUCGAUGCAACUGUAAAUUUUUCUGCUUCUACACAAGUCACUACUCAUUCUUUCUUAUGGGAGUUGGUAUUCAUCCAUGAACAAUUAAUUGAAUUUAGAGAAAAUGUAGCAUCAGAUCCAUUUAUUUCACGUAUGUCUCGUCUUAUGUUUGCCAAGUACAAUAAGUAUUGGGGUGUGUACGAGAAAAUGAAUCCUGUUAUGUUUUUUGCUCAAUUGUUGGAUCCAAGAGAGAAACUAAAGGGGACAGAAUUUACUCUUAACUGUUUGUUUGAGAACAAUUUGUGGGAGGUUCAAAGAAUCAUGAGAAAGGUGAAAUUAGAAUUUCAGGAACUCUUUGAUGAUUAUAGUUCAGUGUAUUCAACUCAUGAGGAAGGGUCAUCUAAUGUUGCUUCGGUAGUUGCCAGUUCAGUUAGCACGCCAUCUCAAGGGUUGAAAUCAAGAAUUCAAUCAAGGAAGAGACAGCAUCGGGACAACCCAAGUUGUGUUGAAGAAGCAAGAACAACGGAGUUAUAUAGGUACUUGACAGAUGUGAUGAUGGAUGGAAAAAUGCGUGAAGUAGAUCAAGAUGAUGACUUUGACAUAUUGGCUUGGUGGCAGGCUAAUGCAAACAGGCUAGGAUUGCAAAUUGCAAGUGCAGGCUUUCCAACCAUCCAUUUUCGUUUGCAAUGA
This is a messenger RNA of Papaver somniferum (opium poppy), 1302 nucleotides long. RefSeq names its product zinc finger BED domain-containing protein RICESLEEPER 2-like. Lineage: Eukaryota; Viridiplantae; Streptophyta; Magnoliopsida; Ranunculales; Papaveraceae. Bases 1 to 1302 code for a protein of 433 amino acids. The transcript is spliced from 3 exons. The record is from RefSeq and is a predicted model, not a curated record. Gene Ontology annotation, molecular function: DNA binding.